UAUCGACAAUACCGGCACAUGCCAGGUGAAAGACAGUCGAAGCGAACUUAGAAAUGCACUCUCGCUCUCUUUCACGACACUUUCAUCACCCAGCAUAAACUCUCAUUAUUCAGUAACUAUACAGCUAGAUAUGCUUAGUACCGUUUCCAAGAAUGUGCAAGUAUAAGAAAAUGUGUUCAAUAAACAAAAAGUAGUUACGACAUUAAUAAAAACUUAUCUAAUCAGUCGAUAUUAUUGGUUUAUUUGAUAAGAUUCUGAAUGAGUCCUCCAGUUAUUCCAAACAGUCGUGUGUGCUAUCAAAGGUGAAUGAAAAGUGAGAAAAGUGAAGAAUGAAAGUGGUUGUGAGAACUGUUCUACAUGAAUCGGACCUGGAAGCGGUUCCAAGAACCUCAAUUCGCGAAAUAUUCUCCUUGAUCAGCAAGUCUUUGGGAAUACAGGAAGUAUGGUACUUUGGGCUUAUGUAUUAUGGACACGAUGCUGAAGAAAUUUGGGUGGAACAAUCUAAAAAGGCUCUGAAAGAUUUGAAGAACCAUAGCACAAAUCUACACUACAAAGUGAAAUAUUACCCAGAAGAUAUUGGAGAAGAGCUAAUUGAAAGUAUUACCAUCGAAUUUUUUUUCUUACAAGUUAAAUUGUGUAUUUUGAGUGAUGAAAUCUACUGUCCUGCAGAUACAUGUGUCCUCCUUGCAUCGUAUGCUCUACAGGUCAAAUAUGGAGAUUACAGUCCCGAUACACAUAACAAAGAUAUUCUUCAAAAGCAGAAACUUUUACCAGAUAGGUUGAGAACACAGUUUUCUAUGGGGGCAACAGAGUGGAACAAAAACAUUGAAAAUAUGUGGGUCAAGCAUAAAGGUUUGGAUAAAGAAGAGGCCAUGUUAGAGUACUUGAAACUGGUACAAAAUCUGGAAAUGUAUGGGGUAACAUAUUUCAAUAUAACAAAUAAGAAAGGGACAAACCUUCUUCUUGGCGUCACGGCAUUGGGGCUCAACAUUUACAAAACCGAAGACAGGUUGAAUCCAACAGUCUCAUUUCCAUGGUCAGAAAUCAAGAACCUGAAAUUCAAGGAUAGAAAAUUUAUAAUAAAACCAACUGAUAAAACUGCCAAGGAUUUCGUUAUCUUCACUUCAAGUGGUAGAAUGAGCAAAUACGUUCUCAACUUAGGAGUAGGAAACCAUUCUCUCUAUGUCAGGAGAAGAAAACCAGAUUCACCAGACAUCGUUAAAAUGAAAGAAAAAGCCAACGAAAUCAAGCAUAACAGGAAUUUACAAAAGAAAAAAUACUAUAAUGAGAAAACCUUGAGAGAAGAAGCAGAACAAAGGGAAGUAGAAUACAAAAAACAAAUUCAACACAUGAAAGAAGAGAUGGAAAAGGACCAAAAACGUCUGUAUGAAGCAAAUCUGACGAUCAAGAGACUACAGGAACAGCUGGAGGACUUACAAAAAUCUAAGGAGGAACUGGAACAGCAAAGAAACGAAUUGAGUGCAAUGAUGGAGCGUCUUGAACAGAGUAAAAAUAUGGAAGCUGCAGAAAGACAAAAGCUCGAGGAGGAAAUCAGAUCGAAACACGAGGAAGUUCAGAAAAUACAAGAAGAAGUUGAACGUAGAGACGCCGAAGCAAAGAGGCUCCAAGAAGAAGUGGAAGAAGCGCGAAGAAAAGAGGAAGAACUUCGACGACAAGCUGAAGAAGCACUUCGAAGGGAAGAAGAAGAGAGACAGAGGAAACUUGAACAAGAAGAAUUGGAAACUCUUCCCGACGACGCAGACACCAGUCUUCCAGAGCUCCAGCAGGUGAACGAUCAGUUGAAGGAGCAGCUCAAGUUGCUUCAGAGUAAACUGGAGGAAACCAGACAGCAAGAGCAAGAAUCUGACCUUGAUAGAAUACAUAGGAUCAAUUUACUUGAAGGUCGGGAUAAAUACAAAACGCUAGCAGAUAUCAGAAGAGGAAAUACUGUAAGAAGAGUAGAGAUGUUCGAAAAUAUGUAAAACUUUUUGAACACUUUUAUCAUUGAGGUUUGUAAAAUGUAACCUGUUACAAUUUUAAAGAGAAUUACAUUUUUUUCAAUAAAUAAUAUGUUUGAAUA
Messenger RNA from Leptinotarsa decemlineata (Colorado potato beetle), 2080 nucleotides. RefSeq names its product moesin/ezrin/radixin homolog 1. Gene Ontology annotation, cellular component: cytoskeleton. The record is from RefSeq and is a predicted model, not a curated record. Gene Ontology annotation, molecular function: actin binding. NCBI's taxonomy places the organism in Eukaryota, Metazoa, Arthropoda, Insecta, Coleoptera, Chrysomelidae.